Telopea speciosissima is the source of this 1299-nucleotide messenger RNA. RefSeq names its product putative GEM-like protein 8. Lineage: Eukaryota; Viridiplantae; Streptophyta; Magnoliopsida; Proteales; Proteaceae. The record is from RefSeq and is a predicted model, not a curated record. The transcript is spliced from 5 exons. The coding region runs from base 260 to 946 and encodes 228 amino acids.
UUUUCCUUUUUCUUUCUUUAUCCAUUUGUCUUUAUUGUUGUUGAUGAACCAUAGAUGACUUGGCAACAGAAUCUUGUGAUUCACCACCCAACUCUGUUCCUUUAUAUAUACUACCAAAAUGCAAGUUUUGCUCCACCAUUGAAAGCCAUUCAUCUUCUUCUCUGGCCUUGGAGAACAUUUGGGUUUUGUAGUCUUAGAUAAGAUAAACAGGGCUUUUCAAAUAGGAAGCGUUAGCAGAUUUAAUCUGUGUUCAUCCAAUAUGAAGAACCAAUUUCCAGAUCAUGUCAUCGGAAUUCCAGUUAGCUCAGUAUCUUAUACAGUUGAAAAAUCAGCAGAGGAACCUACUUCUGUAUCAGAAACUGCUAGCCCAUAUUUUAUUUCCACUCCUUCAAAGGAAUCACUCAGAUCCAAACAAUAUAGAGUUGACACACUGAUAGAUUGGAUCAACAAGCUGGGAAAAAAAGCUGAUAGUUUCACACAUGGAGUUCGUGAGCAUGUUAGAUUGGGGCCCAAGGUAUCUGCAACUGUAAAGGGGAAGUUAAGGUUAGGUGCCAGAUUUCUUCAAAAAGGUGGUGUUGAGAAGUUAUUCAAGCAGAUCUUCAGUGUUAGAGAAGGGGAGAAGCUAUUGAAUGCUUCCCAAUGUUAUUUGUCAACAACAGCUGGUCCUAUUGCAGGGAUCCUCUUUAUCUCCACUGAAAAUGUUGCCUUCUGCAGCGAGAGAUCUGUUACAUUCACUCUGCCAACACAAGAGUUGAUUAGAACACCUUACAAGGUCAUGAUUCCAUUAACGAAGAUAAAGGGAGCCAACCAAAGUGAAAAUGUGAACAAUCCAAACCAGAAGUACAUACAAGUAGUUACUGUGGAUAAAUUUGAAUUCUGGUUUAUGGGUUUUCUAAUUUAUCAGAAAGCUUUCAAGUAUAUUCAACAGGCCAUCUCUCAAUCUUAAGGAGUCAGUUCUCUAUCAUUAUAACAAGAGAAAUUGACUUAUUCUCCCAGGAAUUCAGCCAAGGUUAAAGUAUCAUGUACAUAUUUCUCGAAUCUCUUUAUGGGUGUGGAGAAGUUAUCUUAAAUGGUCCCCCAAGUGAUGGUGAUUCUCUGUACAAGUCUGGACUGAUCUUUCAGUGCCUCAUCACGAAAGUUUCUGUCAUGAAUUUGAUGAGACCUGAUACUCAAGUGCCCUGAGUAUAAGAUUUGAGAGACUAAAGAAAGGAGGAGGAUAUGAUCAGCUCUCUAUCUUCAAGAGAAGAAGUUCAAGCAAUAUAAAGCACACCCAUGAAGAUAAACUUGUCUGGAACUUAU